This is a messenger RNA of Drosophila subobscura, 1705 nucleotides long. RefSeq names its product lipase 3. Lineage: Eukaryota; Metazoa; Arthropoda; Insecta; Diptera; Drosophilidae. Gene Ontology annotation, biological process: lipid metabolic process. The transcript has 3 exons. The record is from RefSeq and is a predicted model, not a curated record. The coding region runs from base 349 to 1596 and encodes 415 amino acids. Gene Ontology annotation, molecular function: hydrolase activity, acting on ester bonds.
CAACGGCACUUGAUUGCAAUUUUCAUUCAUAUUCAUUCAUGCGAACGUACGAGUAGCCCGCGCGCGCGCGACAUUCGAUUUUUCGGCCUUUUUGAAAGCUCUCCUCUCUUCGGCUGUUCGUACUUUCUUUUCGCACUCACGAUACACCUUCCCUGUGCCCAGUUCCCGUGCCUAUCCCAGUCCUAGUAAACAAUCCUUGGGCAGGCCAGCUUUCGUUUUCGAUCGAUACCGCGGCACGACCCCGUUCGGACCGGUUCGGCUUCUACGGCUGCGUUACUUAAUCCCUCUACCCCCCACCCUCCACAUCGCAUCCCAGCAGCGUUCAUGUAAUCAUAAUCCUGGUCAGCCAUGGGAUCGCCUCUGCCAUUGCCACUGCAGCUGAAUGUUGUCCGGCUGUUGUCGCUCUUUGUGGCCACACUGUGGUGGCUGCAACAGGUGACGGCCACCCUACGUCAGUCCCGCGAAAUUAUCAUAACAGAUGCGGUGCGUCGCAUACAGAACGAUGGCUACAAUGUCGAACGCCACACGGUGACAACAAAGGAUGGCUAUGUGCUGACGCUGCAUCGCAUACCGCAGGUGGAUCCCACCGACAACAUCGUGCUGCAACGACCCGUUGUCUUUCUGUUGUCCGGCCUGUAUGCCUCAUCGGAUGUCUGGCUGCUGAACGGACGCGAAGACUCGCUGGCCUAUCUGCUGUGGCGUGCCGGCUAUGAUGUGUGGCUGGGCAACAAUCGGGGCAACAUCUACUGCCGCCACAAUCUCUGGAUGAACGCCACAGAGCGCGAGUUCUGGAACUUUAGCUGGCACGAGAUGAGCAUCUACGACAUGCCCGCCCAGGUGGACUAUGUGCUGCGGGCGAGCGGUGUGGCGCGAAUGCAUUUCGUGGGCAUCUCCCAGGGCGGCACCAUCUUUCUCGUCUUCAACUCGAUGAUGCCGCAAUACAACGCGGUCUUCAAGACGGCCACCCUGCUGGCACCGGUGGCCUAUGUCAGCAAUACGAAGAGCGGUCUGGCCAAGAUCGUUGGACCCAUACUGGGCACUCGCAACUACAUCUCCAAGAUGCUCGAGGGUGUCGAGAUGUUCUCCACGAACAAGUUCGUCAAGAAGCUGCUCUCGAUGACGUGCCUGGACAACGAGAAGCCGCUGGUGUGCAUCACACGCCUCUGGCCAGCCGUUGGCUACGACACGAGGUUCCUCAACAAAACCCUGCUGCCGGAUCUAAUGGCCAACUUUCCCACUGGCGGAUCGGUCAAGCAGCUGAUGCACUACUUCCAGGGCUACGUGUCCACCAAGUUCCGGCAGUACGACUACGGUCCGGAGCGGAAUUGGCUGCACUACCAGCAACUGGAGCCGCCGGAGUACGCGCUGGAGAAGGUGUCGACGCCCAUAACCAUAUUCUUCUCGGAGAAUGACUACAUUGUGGCCCCAGCGGACAUCUGGAAGCUCCUCACGCGCCUGCCCAAUGUCGAGGCUGCGUACAAGGUGCCCUGGAAGCGAUGGAAUCACUUCGAUUUCAUCUGCGGCCUGGGCGUGCGAGAAUACAUCUUUGACAACAUUGUGGUGUCCAUGAAUAGGUAUGAGCAGCGACGUCGCUAGCGGAGGAGUAGGCCCACAACAGCCAGAACUAUCAAUAGUGCCAAAAAAUAAUAACUUUUAGAAUUUACGAACUCGAGUCUGGGACACGCGUACUGAUUAAUGCAUAAAU